GCUCCAUUCUGAUGUAUUCUUUCAUUGCUGGCUGGUUAUAGAAAGAAAAGGCGGAUUAUAUUUGGUUUAUUAUCCCAAAGGCAGAAUUCACACCACUGUUUCGCCCGGUGCGUUUGGGGAAAGGAAGCACGACGUCUCACCCACACGCAGACAGUUGCUGUGUUUUUAUUGUAGUCUGGCAGUUCUUUCGCGCUCCGCUUCACCAUCUACGUAACCAUGGCAACGGAGGAGAAGAAACCCGAAACGGAGGCUUCUAAAACGCAGUCUGCUUCAUCUACCUCCGGCAGCCAGUCUAAGUCUGCCCCAGCAAAGCCCAACUACACUCUGAAGUUCACGCUCGCCGGCCACACAAAGGCCGUGUCCUCUGUGAAGUUCAGCCCAAGCGGAGAGUGGCUGGCCAGCUCCUCUGCUGACAAACUGAUAAAAAUUUGGGGAGCAUACGAUGGGAAGUUUGAGAAAACGGUCUCCGGACACAAACUUGGCAUCUCGGACGUAGCCUGGUCAUCAGAUUCCAACCUCCUCGUCUCCGCUUCCGACGACAAGACGCUGAAGAUCUGGGACGUCAGCUCGGGAAAAUGUCUGAAAACGUUGAAGGGCCACAGCAACUAUGUGUUCUGCUGUAAUUUCAACCCCCAGUCCAAUCUGAUUGUGUCUGGCUCGUUUGACGAGAGCGUGCGGAUAUGGGAUGUGAAAACGGGGAAGUGCCUGAAGACCCUGCCAGCCCACUCUGAUCCAGUCUCAGCGGUCCAUUUUAACAGAGACGGCUCUCUCAUCGUGUCCAGCAGCUACGACGGUCUCUGCCGAAUCUGGGACACGGCGUCAGGGCAGUGUCUCAAAACGCUCAUCGAUGAUGACAACCCUCCCGUGUCCUUUGUGAAGUUCUCCCCCAACGGGAAGUACAUCCUGGCUGCCACGCUGGACAACACGUUGAAGCUUUGGGACUACAGCAAAGGAAAGUGCUUGAAAACAUAUACUGGCCACAAAAACGAGAAGUACUGCGUAUUUGCAAAUUUCUCUGUCACCGGUGGAAAGUGGAUCGUUUCUGGUUCGGAGGACAACAUGGUGUACAUCUGGAACCUUCAGACCAAGGAGAUCGUACAGAAACUACAGGGUCACACCGAUGUUGUGAUCUCCACGGCCUGUCACCCCACAGAGAACAUCAUCGCCUCAGCGGCGCUAGAAAACGACAAAACCAUCAAACUAUGGAAGAGCGACUGCUAAGCCCUGCAGAUCUGAGUCAUUUAAUUUUUUCAUUUUUAUUAUUUUUCCUCUUUUCAUUUGGAAAUGGACUUAACCAUAAAGAUCACGCUCAGCCCACAACCCACGCCCCCACCUUGUGUACACGGAUAGGACCAGACCAAAGGAACAGCUAGAACAUCAGGUCCAAGCCCAGAACGUGGUGCCCACCCUCCCACAACCCCUGCGAAAUUCCUCCCCCACACAGGGCGCUCCGAGUCUCCCGAAACUCACCCAAGUCAAACUGUGUGACUCUUUGUUUACUGAUAAUGAUGAGAGAUGCUAGCUGCAGACAGUGGACAUGGAGAUGCUUCAUCCUCCUGUAUAGUUAAAGCAUAAUUAUAAACAAAUUAUACUUAAAGUAUAAAAUGGCCUUCUGGUCAUCUGGGUUGGCUCAUUUGCACCAGCAAGUUCAUUCGAGCACAGAAAAGUAUUUUAAUCUAAAACAUUUAGGUGUCUCACCCUCUGCUCCUCUGUCUGUUCCAGGAGUGUGACGGUAGCACAGGCAGCUCCAGAAUGGAAAACUGAUUCUAAAAACACCAAACUAGUAGUGAAAUGAGUUUUUGUUUGGCACCACAUGGCUACGGUGCUGGUGUGAAACGAAAACAUGGACUAUCAUGUUGCAUGGACCUGCAUUGUCUUUCCCUUCAAGGGGAAGCCUUUCCCAGGAUGCAAUGUGUUGGAUGGAUUGUGUCUGGAAGUCUACCAGCAUAAAGUAUAUUGGAUUGUAGUGGAAAACAGGACUUUUCCCUCAGAAGGAAAUCUCUCUCCCAUAACAAAACGCAUCGUCUUUAGAAUGUAGUGAGUGUGGUGGUGGUGAGUUAUUUAGAGAGAGAAAAAAGUAUUAUAAGGAGCCUCAGGAAAGUGAGGCAUCGCACGUACUAAGCAUGACCAAACAAGAACGUCCCUUGUGAGAUUAAGAAAUGCUUAGUUUGUCCAACCAAACGCCUUCCCAAGGUUUCAGUUGGAGAACCGCUAGCUGCCUGUCGAAUGCCUUUAGCGAGCGUGUCAGUGCAUCGGUCUCGGCUGGAAACGCUGCUUAUUCAACAGAAGGAUGUAAAGAGCAGUGCUGUCCUCGCUGACUGUGCAUUAGCAUUUGCGCUAGCACUGUUUUGCAUUGAGAAUCCACAAAUAUGUCUUGAUCUGUUCACAAUAUGGCUGAGAGUGUAGCAUUUCUUUGUGACGCAGUGUUAUGAGGACGUUUUUCAUUUGUGCGUUUCUAGGGCUGAACUGUCGCCGAUUAAAUUGUCAUUUUAGUAGUGGCGUGAUGGCGACUCCUGUGGAUUGCGGAGGGGUUUUUCUUCAUUAACGGUUUGUUUGUGUGCGGAGGAUGUGUGCUCUUAAGCUAUAAUCUUUUCCUCGCGCCUCAAAGCCACUUUGCUUUUAGCUACGGUUGUGUUUCGAAUGUCUUUAAAAAAACUGCUCCGUUCUGGCACUUGGAUGUCGGCUGUGCGUGUAGCGUUUACGGAUACAGCAUAUUUCAAAUAAUUUUGUAAUUGGUGCAGACCUUCUGAGAUUGUGGAUUCCUGCGAGUCGGACGGUAGUUGGCGAUGCUUGCCUGCAGUUUGGAAAUAAUAACACGUUUGCCGGUUACUGAAAAUUCCUCCCUGUAUUUUGGACCUCUUUGCCUCGAAAGGACAGGUAGAAAAAGCAUAAGCGUGCGGCCCUGUGGUCUGUUAUUAUCUUGGCGUUAUUUCUCAGCUGUCAUCUGUGAUGGCACACCUUUCCUCCACAACACUGGACAUUUAAAUGUCACUCAAAGUCAGCAGAUAAGUGUACAAGCACGUAGCCAAUGAGCGCAUCACUGCAUCCUCCCAACCAGUGUGACCAGCUGUUAAAAUGCCCUUUAAAGAACAACUCGUAUCAGCAUCUGAAAUGUCUUGCCUGUAAUUCAUACGUCUGGUGCUAGUUCCUGGCAAACUUUCUAUAACGAAAUCCAGUGCCACCUCAUCUUUAAUGGUCAUUUGAGGCAACUACCAGGUAACUACCAACCUUACCCUGCGCUGCUUUUUACUUGCGUUUGGAACAAUGCUACCAAAAACUAGGGCGCUGUGGGCCCGUGAAUAGUACUGUGUAUACAGUAAUGCUGUAUUACUGGCCAUCGUGCGGGGAAUUACCCUUCUCCCGCGGGGAUGUAAUGAGGUGACCGAUGGGAGUGGUUUCUUGAACCUUGUCAGUUAAGCAGCGGUUUGCCGUCAAUCACUGCCAGGUAGGAGCCAAUCCAAAGACUGCCGAGUCGUUGAAAGCACGCAAGAGCUCCACUCUUCUGAUUUAUUUCCGAAAUGUUUCCCCCCGCCCACUUAACUGGCAGUUGGCCCGAAGUCCCUGCUGAUUGGAAGGAGUCAUGCAGGUGAAGCGUGUGCACACAGACCCCUGUAGGCCAGACUGAAUUACACACUACAGGCCUAGUAGCCAUCAACACGAGACCUAGUGCUGGUCAGAGACCAGACAUGUAUGCUUUUACAUUUUUUAUUUUGAAUCCCCCCCCCCUUAUUUUUAUUUUUUUGGACUCAUUAUGGUUCUAAUCCAAUUCCCUGCCCAAACCAGCGGCUUCCCGCUAGCAGGUAGUCAGAGAGCACGGAAAACCCCGAGGGACUUGCACGACUAGCACGCAUAGCUAGCCAGUCGCCACUUUGCAGCUGAACUGAGCAGCUUCAAAAAUAAAAAAAUAAGAACGCCAACCGAGAAAAGCAGCCACUGAUCCGCCAGGGUGGUGAACUAGAGGUAAUGGAAAUCGCUUUGGCCGUCAGGCAUAACCACAACGCACAAGAUCGUUUCUAACGAAUCGUUACAACUACAUGUGGACAGACAUUCCAUUUUGUUAAAAAUAGCUUACCGGACGCGUAAGUUAGUCUGACAAUAUUCCGCUUCACCGUGGCGUUUUUACAGAUAUCACUGUUUGAUGUUUCUUGUCAGUUCCUGAUUAAACGCCUUGUGUUUCGUAGGUAGAGUACAUUUAAAAUGUCAGUUUGAGAUUGCCGUUUGUAUUUUUGUUCUGGUGCAACCUUCAGACAGAAAAAAACCCCAGCGUCACACGAGAAUAAUAAAUUAAUUUCGUUGGGACGCAUCAUGCCUGUAAAACAGACUUAUUUGUGUAUAGAAUAAAUCGCAUUACUGCAUCUUUUUUUCCACUGUGUCAACACAACAGUGCCUGAACUGGUUCCUGUAAAAGCGUGUGGUGCUAUAGGUGUGCUUCAGCAGCAGAUAAAUGUAGUUUGUUUAUUUUAAUUGUAAUUUUCUGAAGUUGCAUGUACUAGCACUGCUCACAGUUUCCGUCAGUCAAGCACCACAAACGUAAACCAGUUGGAAUGAGGUCCUUUUGCUGCACAGCUGUGGGCCCAGACUUAUGAUUGGCUGUUUCAGUGUCAGGUCGAUUAGCCCAAUCACACGAGCCAGUAAGAUAAUGUAACAUGUUUCCUGUUAACAUUAAAUGAUUGCAUAAUUCAACCAGAGUUCACCGUCUUGUAUUCCGCAGAAAGAUUAUCUACAUGUCAGUUAAUUGCAACAGGCUGUGCAUGUCAAUAGGCAAAUAAUGCAACUAAAAUGUCAUGGUUGACAUCGCAUUACUGUUCAUUAAAGGAAUAGUAACGUCCUCACUCCCUCGAAGUCAAUCAAUCACGGGCUCUUAAGUCGACUCAUCACAUUUGAGUUUCUGCCUGAUUUAGGCAUUUUAGGUUGAAUCGAUUGGUUAGUUGAAGUUGACCCAUCACAGACAUUAUCCAGUGACCAAAUACAUUUUUCAGUCCUUCGAUUGAAAUGAACUUUUUAUGAACCAUGUAAAUAUGCAUAAACACCUGCUUAUGUAUCAGAAUACAAGCAAUAUUAGAGCCUUUUCUUGAGUGUUAUGAAUCCGUAUCUUUUAGCCAGCGCUACGCCAUACAGACAUUUUUCGAGAACUUGGAGACCGAUGAAGUAUUUAAUUUGACUCGAACAUUCUGGUUUUGAAAGGAACUCCAGCACAUAUCUGUGUUGAUUAAGGGCUGCAUGAAUCUUACUCGUAUCAGCAUUAACUGCUCUGGAUUUUGUGAACAUGCAUUUUGACAGUUAUAACCUGUGAUUCAAUAAAAAUGAUUUUUUUUUUAAA
Molecule: messenger RNA, 5320 nt
Organism: Conger conger (European conger)
Lineage: Eukaryota; Metazoa; Chordata; Actinopteri; Anguilliformes; Congridae
Product: WD repeat-containing protein 5
Exons: 14
Coding region: 217-1221 (334 amino acids)
Cellular component (GO): Set1C/COMPASS complex
Molecular function (GO): histone binding
Source: RefSeq, a predicted model, not a curated record